UUUUAAGUCGCCGGCUACUCUUUGUCGCGCUUGCAGUUACUGUUCAUACGCGAUUUGCUUUUUCUCCAUUAAUCUAGCUACUGCAGAGGAUUUCUUGGUUUAAUCCCUGUACUUUGAGUUUGUGUUGGGCUGAAUCUUAACUGCCCGUCAACUGGGGGCGGUGUUUAGUUUCGCUUUGGCACUGUUCAUGGUCGCAAGUUUUGGCUCAUUGGUUCUGCGAAUUUGGGGAAAUUAAGGGAAAGGCACUAUGGCCGGAAAAAAGCAGGGGAAGGGCCUGCAAACUCCCUCUGUGAACAUCAGGUCAAGAACAUCCUCUGGGUUUAAUGUAUUGGAUUGUUUGGAAGAAAACUUCCCUAUCCUUCACACUGGGAAACCUGGGAAUCUGCCAGCUUCUGGGAACGCUCUUGAGGAACCUGCUGUGGUUGUGAAGCAGGUUGCUAACUUUGGGGACCUCAAUGCUACUCCAAUGUCGGCUGGAAAGCAGGGGAAUGGGAUAGAGAAGCAGCUCAAUGCUGCUGGAGCUGUGUUAACUGCUGGAACACCAGCUGAACCUGCUACAUCUGUUAAGGUGACUUCACCUACUGCUGCAAUACAAAUUGGAGGAGCUGCUGUGAAAACUAAACAACCACCUGCUGCACAGCCUGAUUUGGAGCCGAAUUCAAUUGCUGCUGGGAAAACUCCUGGGAAUGCAGGGAGUGAAACUACACUACUACCAGGAGACAAGACCAGCAGUUCUCCUACUAAACCUGCGGACACUACUGCUAAGAAGGCUUCUCCUGCUAUGGGUUCUUCGGCAGAAACUUCUGCGGCUAACCCAGGAAAGGCUACAACAAGAACAAACACACAAUGGUCAGAAUUAUUUAGAGAUAAUCGUGCUCCAUCCAAAGGUAUUAAACUGGAAUACCUUCCUUCGAAUGAUGAUGUUGUUGAUCUUUCAAAUUGUGUGUUACCUUCUAUGGUCUCGCUGUGGGGUUAUUGCCUUGUUGGAUGCUUCACAGGUAGAUUCUCGGGGCUUAAAGCGAUUUAUGAGCUUAUGAACAAAUGGGGUGUACACUGUACAUUAAAAUCUCAUAACAAGGGAUGGGUGAUUUUUAAAUUUAAGAAUGAGCAGGAUAGAACUAAGGUCUUUACUGAAGGACCUUAUAAUAUCAUUGGGAGAUUACUGUUUUUGAAAAUGCUAUCUGAGGAUUUCACUUUUGAUGAUGAGGCAUUCCUUAAGGUGCCUAUUUGGGUUAAAUUUCCUAAUUUACCUUUGAAUUUGUGGAAUGAAGAGGCAAUGAGCUUGAUUGCAUCAAAGGUGGGUGUUCCUAUCACUACAGAUAAGGUCACUCAAGAGAUGUCAAACUAAAACUUUGCGAGAGUGUUGAUUGAAGUAGACAUUACCCUGGCACCUUGCCUCUCUUUUCCUAUCUGGUUACCAUCGGGGAAGAUCUUUAAUCAAGUGGUUGUCUAUGAAACUUUUCCUAAUUUCUGUUUUCAUUGCAAAUCUUAUGGUCAUCACCCCUUUAUUUGCAAGGAAUUGGGUUGGAAAAAGAUUGAAAAAGUGUUGACUACAGGUGGUGUGACGAAGAGGAUGAAUGGUAAGGUGGAUAUUCAUGCCAAAUCGGGGAUUGAUCCCCAAAACCCUUCUCGGGCAGAACCUACUUUCCAGGAGCAGGCUUCUGCCAGCCCGACCGGGCAACCCGCUCGCCCGACCAGGCCCCUGUCUAUUGACCAGGAUGCUGCCGCCAGCCCGACCGGGAUACCUCCUAGCCCGACCGGGCCUAUUGACCAGAGGACUGUUUUUAGUGCUAAACCUGCUGCCAAUUUAUCUGAACCUGCACCAACUGCACUAGGGCCUUCUAAUAUUGUCCAAGGGGCUGCUGAAAUCUCCAGGGCUUCCAAAGAUGACGAGGCCAUUUUGGAAGAUAUUGAAAGGAUCGUGAUACAUGAAAAAGACUUGAAGGUAAAUGAUGUGGUGGUCAAAUAUGGGAUUGCCAAAGAUAAGUUCUGUUUCGCUGUCAAACCCUUGAAGUUCGUGCAUGCGGAUGUGAUUAGAGUGGAUACUUCACUUCGACUUACGGACAAUUUAGACGGGAGAGGACUUACUUUCUUGGCCAAAUGUCUUGAGAAAAUACCGGGAGUUACUAGGAACAAAGGGGAGGUUUUCUUUGACCCAAAGUUCACUAUUCCUUUCCGUGCUUUCUUUGGUAUCUAAUAUUGGGAUACCUAAUCUGUUUUGAUAGCGUUUUCUUAGCUUAGAAGCUCUUGUUGGUUUUGUUUGUCUAAUUGUUGAUUUGGGAGGUAGGCUAGAUCGAUGUUGUGGUAUCCUAUGUACUGGGAUAUGCACUGCUUUUGUAACAUUAACUUGUUAUUUUCUUGGGUGUUUAUAUAUACUCACAUUUCAUCCAAAAA
Cuscuta europaea is the source of this 2394-nucleotide messenger RNA. Lineage: Eukaryota; Viridiplantae; Streptophyta; Magnoliopsida; Solanales; Convolvulaceae. The record is from the annotation of a GenBank genome assembly.